GCCACGGCCACGGCCAUGGCGAGCGGCGGCGCCGGUGCCGCCGCGAACCCGGGCGCGGGGCUGGGCCUGGGCGCGGGCCUCGGGCUGAGCCUGGCCAUGGGCGAGGCGGACGACGAGGCGGCCACGGCCGAGGCGGUGGGUCGCCUGGCCGCGGCGCUGCGGCUGCGGCUGCGGGGCUGGGAGGCGGCGCUGGCGGCGGCGCAGCGGCUGCUGGUGUGGGAGAAGCCGCUGCACAGUCUCAUCACGGCCGCCGCGCUCAACGGCCUCUUCUGGUUGCUGUCAUCGUCCUCCCUCCGGCCCAUCUUUCUGCUCAGCAUGUCACUUUUAGCCUAUUUUCUGCUGGAUCUCUGGCAGCCGCGCUGCUUCUCGGAUGUCUCAGCAUCUUCCCCUGAGGAGCCACACUCAGACAGUGAGGGUGCGGGGUCAGGCGCCCGGCCGCACCUGCUGAGUGUGCCCGAGUUGUGCAGAUACCUGGCUGAGAGCUGGCUCACCUUCCAGAUUCACCUGCAGGAGCUGCUGCAGUACAAGAGGCAGAACCCGGCCCAGUUCUGCGCCCGUGUCUGCUCUGGUUGUGCCGUGCUGGCGGUGCUUGGCCACUAUGUGCCGGGGAUCAUGAUCUCCUACAUCGUCCUGCUGAGCAUCCUUCUGUGGCCCCUGGUGGUCUACCACGAGCUCAUCCAGCGGAUGUACACGCGCCUCGAGCCCCUGCUCAUGCAGCUGGACUACAGCAUGAAGGCCGAGGCCGACGCCCUGCACCACAAACACGACAAGAGAAAGCGACUGGGAAAGACGGCGCCCCCCAGUGGGGAGGAGCCGCUGGCGGAGACUGAGAGCGAGAGCGAGGCGGAGCUGGCCGGCUUCUCCCCAGUGGUGGACGUGAAGAAGACCGCCCUGGCCUUGGCCAUCACCGACUCGGAGCUGUCUGAUGAAGAGGCUUCCAUCUUAGAGAGCGGCGGCUUCUCCGUGUCGCGGGCCACCACCCCACAGCUGACCGACGUCUCGGAGGAUUUGGACCAGCAGAGCCUGCCCAGCGAGCCCGAGGAGGCCCUGAGCCGGGAGCUGGGCGAAGGGGAGGAGCCGGAACUUGCCCCUGCGGGAGACCUGCUGGGCCCCCCUCAGGCCCGCUCCAAGCGCGCCCUGGACUCGGAGGAGGUGGCGGCGGCGGCAGCAGCCCAGGAGACCUUGCUGCGCCUCUCGUCCCCGCUCCACUUUGUGAACACGCACUUCAACGGGGCAGGCACGGCCCCCGGUGGCGCGCAGCUCUCCCCCGGGGUGCCCGUGGCGGUGCUGAGGCCCGAGGCCCCGAGUGAUGACCGUCCUGCUGCACCCAGCACCCUGCCACCCCUCCUCAGCCGGGCCGGAAGUGACCCGGCCACCUCCCCAGCUGUGCUCUCGCCGCCUCCUCCCCAGGACUCGCCCCAGCCUCUGGCUGCCCCUGAGGAAGAGGAGGGGCUCACCACGGAGGACUUCGAGCUGUUGGAUCAGGGGGAGCUGGAGCAGCUGAACGCCGAGCUGGGCCUGGGUUCGGGCCCAGAGCCCGCCCCAGAGCCCCCCGGGGCCGCGGGAUCCACUGUCGCUGUCCCGGCCCCGGCACAGUCAGACCUAGAGGCCCAGGCAGGGGGAGAGCCCUGAGCCGUGGACGGGGGGCUUCCUGGUGAGCGGGUUCCUGCU
Messenger RNA from Sorex fumeus (smoky shrew), 1671 nucleotides. It is a transcript of the gene RETREG2, whose product is annotated as reticulophagy regulator family member 2. The record is from RefSeq and is a predicted model, not a curated record. Lineage: Eukaryota; Metazoa; Chordata; Mammalia; Eulipotyphla; Soricidae. Bases 16 to 1632 code for a protein of 538 amino acids. The transcript has 9 exons.